Molecule: messenger RNA, 2394 nt
Organism: Trypanosoma brucei brucei TREU927
Lineage: Eukaryota; Euglenozoa; Kinetoplastea; Trypanosomatida; Trypanosomatidae
Exons: 1
Coding region: 1-2394 (797 amino acids)
Source: RefSeq, a predicted model, not a curated record
AUGUCGUCACUAAAAGGGGCGCCGAGUCUUCAGAGACAACCGACCAAACAGUUUUCGUUUGACGUGUUAGACGAGUUCUAUGAGGGUGAGGAUGCCUACGUCCAGUCUGACUUUGAUGGAGAGGAAGUGGAGAGCAAAAAGAAGGAGGAAAAAAAGAAGGAAAAGAGCAAGAAGAAAAAGAAGAAAAAAGAUAAAAAGGAAAAGAAAUCAAAAUCCAAAGAGGAGAAAAGCACAAAUAAGAAGGGAGGGAAGGACACAAAGGAAACAAUCAGCACCGCAUCGGUGAGCGCUGCUAGUGGAACCGAAAGUGGAGGAAAAGCUAAAACCUCCGAUGAUUACGACUACACGUAUGAUGAUGAUUCAUUUGAUAAGUACUCAGAGGAUUUUGACGAUGAAAUACCCGUUGCGCCGCCUUCGGCAUCCAGUAGUGGAGGAAGCGAUCCACCAAGCUCAGGAAGGCAACCUGCACGCAAGGAACUCUUCUCGGAGGAGGCGGCUAAGGCUGCAAAGGAACAAUACGAACAACAGAUGCGGCAGAUGCAAGAGGAGCAAGAGCGGAGGGAAAAGGCCCUGCAACGGCAACAGGAGGAACUGCGGGCGCAAAUGGAGGAGUUCAAGCGGUUGCAAGAAGAGAAACAAAGAGAAAUGGAGAUAGAAGCGCGGGCUAUGAGGAACACCGUAGGGGGCGCACCUGCAAUUGGAUUUCCUACCGGUGCAACCGGGAUGGAAGCGAAAACGGGCCUGCCGCAAGAGGAGCAGCCAGUCGCGAAUAUUGAGAGCCAGCGCCGCCGACAGCGUGAAAGGGAACGUGCAGUACACCUUCGGCGGCUGGAGCAGGAGGAAGCAGCACGAACUCUUUUUCAACGCCUCGCGCAGGAUGUUCGUGAAGUGUUCCACGAGCUCAACUUGUCUGUUGUUGCAGCAGAGAGGGAACGGCUCUUAAAAGAUGAGCGAUAUCGCAAGGAGCGUGAGGUGCGGGACCGUCGUGAGGAAUUGGAACGACGGGAAUGGCUACAGAAAGAAGUAAAGGAACGCGAGGAGCGUUUUUGGGCUGCAAUGGAGGACCGUGAGGAACGAUUUCGGACGUUAAUUGAUGCGAAGAUCGCGAAGGAUGAUGAGGAGCGUGAAGCUCGUCGAAAACGUGAUCUGGAGGAUCGUGAGGAGCGAGCCAAGAACGAGAGGGAGUUGCGCGACGAGAUAACCCGCAUGGAAAGUCAGCGACGUGAUCGCGAAGAUGCAGGCAUUCGCGAACGGGAUCAGAAGUUUUUGCAAACACAACUUGACGACAUGAAACGGAGAUAUGAAAACCAGUUGGAGGAAGCGCGGCGUCAGUUGGAGCUUGCUCGUGCGCACUCCGAAGAGAUGCAUCGUACGGAGCUUGCGGCGAUGGAGAAGCGGUAUGCUGAAUCGUCAGCACACAGUGAUAGAUUGCAUAUGCAGCACGUAGAAUCUUUUGAAGCACAUACAAAGAACGCCGCCGAGUUGCAAAAGAUAGUUGAAGUGCUGCACAAGGAUAUGGAGAAAGCAACGCAGAUGAAUGAGGCUGUCACCGAUGAGCGACUUGAGGUACUCCGACAAAAAGAACGACUCAUUAAUGAGCAGAAGGCACUAGUGGACUCUGUGCUUGAAGAGAUCAAAUAUACGAAAGGGGAAAUGGAGAAGGAGCGGGCUCGUAUUGCCUCGUUGUAUGCAAAGUUUGACAUUGGGUUGUCCAACUUCACAAGAGAAGCUGCAGAGGAGCGCCGCCGUUGCCAGGAGUCUCAAGCACACUAUGAAACGUUGCGAGAGCAGCUUGAGAAGGACAGGAGGUUAAUGCUCCACGAGGUAUCGCAGGAGCGAAAACUCUUUGAACAACAGUAUGAGGAGUUCAUGGCAAAAAAACUGCAUGCCAUGGCUGAGUUACAGGAAGAACGAAUGGCAAUUUCUCGUGAGCGGACCGAAGCCGCAAUGCUUCGAGAACGGCGGAACAAUGAUGAAGCGGAAUUACUCAAAUCCUUACGCGCUCAAGAGGAAGCAUACGCAGCAAAAGUGGAUGCGAUGGAGGAGGAUCGUGUUGCCAUUGGUGAAAUGCGCCGCGAACAAAAGCGGUUGUGUGACGAAAUCGCUGCAGAGCGCGAGGCACUUCGGCAAGAGCGUAAAUCUUUUGAAGAAGAAAAGGUUGAACUCCUGCGACGAUUUGAGGAUCUUCAACGGUACGCCAUGGAGUCUAGCGCGACUAAUGAGCGUCUGCGGAAGGAAGUGGCGAGGCAAAGCGCCGAGGUGGUGGUCCGUGAGCCCCCGGCAAAACGUAUAGAACCGCAUGUGGAUCCAUCGGAAUUGAAUAGCGCAACUUCACGACUGCAGAUGGAUCUUUCUAGACAGCGAGCCAUGUUGCAACGCAUUUCUCACACUUGA